AUGCUUCCCAAACCAAGUCUAGCCGGCGGUUGCUACAUUGUCAGUGACGAUUUAGCAAAAUAUCUCCCGCAAGUUGAGGCCAAGAUCCACACAACAAUCCUGGAUUCGAUAUGUAAGACCAAUCUCACACAAACCUUUAUCAAUCCAUCUCAGAGCCAGGUGGCUCGGGAAGUCAAGUAUAUAUUUCCCCUGCACGGCGAGGUGUCUGUCGUUGGCUUCACUUGUUACGUGGGUGAUCGCGUGAUCAAGGGUGUAGUGAAGGAAUCACGGGAGGCUCAGGCAGACUUUGGCAAAGCCAAGGCCCAGGGCAAGACCGCCGUCUUGUUUCAACGAUCCCGCAAGGCCUCUGAUGUUUUUUCCACGACUAUUGGGAACCUCCCUGCAGGCGGGGAAGUGCGCGUUGAGCUGACGUACCUUGAGGAAUUGAAGCAUGAUGCUGAGAUCAACGGGCUGCGCGUCACGAUUCCCACUCGGAUUUCUCCCCGUCAUGGAUCUGCUGCCUGGGAAACAGGAGCUCCUGGGGUCAAAGAGCGUGGAAUGUCUAUCACAGUCGAUGUCGAGAUGCCAAGAGGCUCUGUGAUCAGAUCCAUUCAGUCACCAUCCCAUCCUAUGUCUGUCGCCAUCGGCACACUGUCUACCGCGCCGCAGUCGGAGCCAGCUCUUAGCAAGGCAUCUGCUAGCUUCACUCAAUUGUCAGUCGGCUUGGAUAUCGAUGUUGUUAUUGAUAUCGUGGCUACGAACCUUGCUGAGCCUGCUGCAUUCCUCGAAACCCAUCCAACAAUCCCCAAUCAAAGAGCCCUCAUGAUGACCCUUGUCCCAAAGUUCAAUCUUGCCCCGAUAAAGCCGGAGAUUGUGUUUCUUUGCGAUCGAAGCGGCAGUAUGAGGCCUGAAAUAAAAAACCUUGUGGCUGCUCUUCAUAUUUUCCUCAGAUCGCUACCCGCUGGAGUUAAAUUCAACAUCUGCAGCUUCGGUACAAACCACACCUUUCUCUGGGAGCGGUCGAAAGCUUAUGAUAAGGAAUCUUUCGAGGAAGCAAAGUAUCACAUAGAGGAUUUUGAAGCUGGCUACGGCGGAACGAAUAUCUUUGAUCCUCUUGAGGCCACUUUCGAGCAUCGUCAUAGCGACAUGAACCUCGAGGUGUUUGUUCUUACUGACGGCAGAAUCAGUGACCAAGACAAACUUUUCGACCUCAUACACAAGUGGACGGCCAAGUCCAACCAGAAUAUACGCGUUUUCAGUCUUGGUGUUGGGUUAAAUGUGAGCUCUGCCCUAGUUGAGGGAAUUGCACGGGCAGGCAACGGCUUCGCGCAGACUGUCCACGUUUCGGAGACGAUGGACAAGAAGGUCAUCCGGAUGCUCAAGGGUGCCCUACUUCCCCAUAUAAAGGAUUACAGCCUUGAGAUCAAAUAUGGCAAAGUUGAUGCCCAGAAUGACGAGGACUUUGAAAUCAUCGAGAGUGUUUCAGACUCCCUGUUGGUUCAUUACAAGGAUGAUGAAGAAUGGGUUGAGGUAGAGAGCCAGACUGUAAGGGAAACGGACCCCCAGAUCCCGAAGGGCGAUGAGAAGUCUGAUUUAAGUCCUCCUACUCAACCGCUUCAACCAAAACGUGUAAGUUUGCCUGCAAUACCAGCCCCAGACUAUAUUCAGGUUCCAAGCCAAAUCACCCAGGUCUUUCCCUUCAAUCGAACUACAACAUAUGUUCUGCUGUCAAAUCAAAAUCAAAAUCAAAAUCUCGAGCCAAAGUCGGUCAUCUUGAAAGGAUCUUGCCAUCAAGGGCCCCUAGAGUUAGAGAUCCCCAUUGUCCACCUUUCUGAGAAAGCGUCCGUUAUCCACCAGAUGGCGGCUCGCAAGGAGAUCAGGGAUCUAGAACAGAAUCGAGGUUGGCUUUCUGUAGCCAGAGACGAUGGCGGGACGCUGCUAAGAGAGCAAUUCCGUCCCGGCUUUUCCAAUAUGGCGAAAAGAGAGGCUGUUCGACUGGGAGUGCAGUUUCAGGUCGUGGGCAAAUGGUGCUCGUUUGUAGCCGUGGAGCCGCCGCAAAGUAGAGGCCUCGCUGGAUUGGAGAAGGAGAUUGGUGAGAUUGAAAUUUCUCAGUUGCCGACUGAUGUGAGGCCCAUCGCCUGCAGCUCACGUUCGAUGCCCCGCGACAGGGCGCAGGUCUCGGGCAACGCCAGCCAAAGGGGAUUUUGCGCACAGAUUGGCAAACGCAGAGCUGUUGGGUUAUCCAGCAAGGCGCCCAGUUCCUCGUCCACAGGAGCCUUUUCCCAUUCGAAACCGAAAGCCACACCAGCGAGCUCUGGGGAAGCUGGGAACAGCCAGCCGAUGGAUAAUGGUGGCAGCAAGGCAGACAGCGCUUAUUCCAACCACUCCAAGCUUCAAAGCCUCAUUGCUUUGCAAGACUUUGGCGGUUGCUGGGGCUGGAGCAUAUAUUUCGAGGAAAUCGUAAAACCCAAAUUUCAUUCUCUUCUCGAGCUCGAUCUUCCGGUCUCCGUUGCCAAUCAUAAAAUUAGUGGCGAUAUUCUGGCUACAGCUUGCACAAUCGCCUUUCUCAAGAAAUAUUUCACCGAAGAGAAAGAAAUUUGGGAUCUGGUUGCAGAGAAAGGUCUAGAUUGGCUCAAGGAUCAAAUCGGAGGCGAGGUCGAGGGGUUACUACAGAAGGUCUCCGAUCAAAUAUAG
Messenger RNA from Clonostachys byssicola, 2673 nucleotides. The record is from the annotation of a GenBank genome assembly. Lineage: Eukaryota; Fungi; Ascomycota; Sordariomycetes; Hypocreales; Bionectriaceae.